Molecule: messenger RNA, 5562 nt
Organism: Centropristis striata (black sea bass)
Lineage: Eukaryota; Metazoa; Chordata; Actinopteri; Perciformes; Serranidae
Gene: crtc3
Product: CREB regulated transcription coactivator 3
Exons: 15
Coding region: 1086-3056 (656 amino acids)
Biological process (GO): protein homotetramerization; positive regulation of transcription by RNA polymerase II
Cellular component (GO): nucleus; cytoplasm
Molecular function (GO): cAMP response element binding protein binding
Source: RefSeq, a predicted model, not a curated record
AUAACAAGCAGCGGAUCUGAGCUGCUGUUACCAGCGCUGUCAACCAUAGACGGAUAAUACGCUGAAAACAUUAGCGGCAGCUUCUCGGAAGACUUGUGGUUCAGCAGCGACGGAGGGGACGCGCUUUUCUAUCGGCGGUGUUUGUUUAUGUGCAGCGGACUGGUCGGCUGGAGUUAGUCUGAGAUCUGUCUCUGUCCGUGGAUUAACAACACACAGACUCCGGGGACAAGAAGAAGCGCUGUGAUACCGAUUUAAGAGUGAAAUUGUGGAUUAUUCCCCUGCAUCACGUGUGAAUACUUGUGUUUUGGGAGUUUCCCCAGUUCGUGGGGGUAUAACAAACUCUAAAUUCAGUAAAAGUCCGUGAAGACCAGCGGACACUUGUUGAAACACAGUUUACCGAGCAGACCUUUUGCUGCCCAGCUGCUCGGGAGCUUUGCUAACGUUUUAGCGCGAUUUAGCCACCGAGGCUAACAACUUUCUCCAACUGUAGCGCUAUAAAUCUGCUGCAAACUGCUUUUAACGAGUGUCUGUUAGAUGUUGAACUAAGUGUCGACAAGUUGGCAAAGUGUGUUGGUCCAGAUCGUUGAGAUGGCGCUUACAGCAGCUUAGCUAACUGGGCUAGCUGCAGCCGUCCACCUCCAGCGGUAUGUUAGCGUGACGGCUAACGCUAUGCUAACGCUACAUUCAAACAAGUGGUUCCAAUAUGAAGUUAUAUUGUGCCAUUAACUUCCUUUAAACAACACGUUGGUCAUUUAGAGAUUGUUUGGAGUUAACUUAUAAACACAUAAUUUGCAAAGGCUUCAUUUAGUUCGCUCUUUAAGCAGAAGACAACUUUUUUAACGGGAGCUUUAAGGUUAGCUUAGCCACGCUAGCUGCUAGCUCGGCUUACAGUAACAGUUGCGAUUCUGCAGCCAGGAGAGUUAGAAUAACUUUGGUCAGCCACUGAUGCGUGCUAUGUGUUUAAAACGCUGAUUUAUUCACAGUCACAGCACCUUGACAUACUUUGGACACUAGAGUCCCAGCGCCGUUCACCACUUUCCCCCCCACACAAGUAGCUGAAGUAGUUAAUAAGUGCGGCCCGCACGAUGUCCGGCUCCCCGGGCACAGGUGGCUCCAACCCCAGGAAGUUCAGCGAAAAGAUCGCGCUGCACAACCAGAAGCAAGCAGAGGAGACGCGGGCCUUUGAGCAGCUGAUGACAGACCUCACUGUUUCAAGGGUCCAGUUUCAGAAGGUCCAGCAGCUUCGUUUGACUCAAUCUCGGGCACAGUACUAUGGCUCUCUGCCGAACGUCAAUCAGAUCGGCAACACCAGCACCGAAUUCCAGGGUGGCUUUCCAUCAGGACUGGACUCGGUCAGAGGGACGCGCCACCACGGACUGGUGGAGAGGGUCCACAGGGACCGCAACCGCAUCAACUCUCCCCACCGCCGACCCAUCGACAAGCACGGGCGGCAGAUAGAGAGCUCUCCGUACGGAGCAGUGUACCUGUCCCCACCCCUGGACAACAACUGGAGAAGGGAACAGCAGCCAUGGACUGAGGAAAAACGGCCUGGGUUUAGAUUAAUAUCACAACUCAACAGAACCAACUCAGACUCCGCUCUUCAUACAAGCGCUAUGAACCCAAACCCUCAGGACCCCUUUGGCAUGAACCAGCAGAUGGGUCGAGGUCCCCCCCAGCGCAAUGGCUGGCAUGCAGCUAGUCUAAACGAGGCCGAGGUGGACGGCUCCGGAAAUGUCUUCUCCUUCCCCAGCCUGACUAACGAGGAGAAUCUAAUAGGUGUCAGUAAGCCCCUUCCCAAGCAGCUGUGGGAGGCCAAGAAGGUCCAGUCUCUGGCGUCAAGGCCUAAAUCAUGUGAAGUGCCUGGAAUCAAUAUAUUCCCGUCUCCAGAGCAGAACCCCGGUCUGUCCCAGUACCAGGGCGUGUUAAACACCGGCGGCUCGCUGCCCGACCUCAGCAACCUGCACUUCACCUCGCCGCUCUCCACCCCGCUGGACCCCGAGGACAAUGGAGGCUACCCCAACCUCAGCGGGGGCAGCAGCACCGGAAACCUGCCGGCCGCCAUGAUGCACCUCGGCAUCGGAAACUCACAGGGUCUCUCCUCCUCUCUGAGCAACCCCUCCAUCCAGGCGUCCCUCAACAACUGCCAGCUGCAGUCGUCGCUCAGCAAUCCCUCCAUCAACUCUUCCCUGCGUCUGUCCAGCAACUCCCCCCGGCGGCGGCCCGCUCCCAUCAGCCCCCUCACCCUGUCUCCUGGCACCGAGCAGCGCAGGGGUCUUGGCAAGCAGCUGUCUCCCACCAUGUCCCCCUCGCUGUCCCCCAUCACACAGGGAGUCGCUCUGGACACCAGCAACAUGCCAAGGGAGCCGCCCCCACCUUACCCACUCUACCAGCAGCCACAGCAUGCAGUGGACCAGGGCCGGCAGCGGCAGCAGCAGCACCACCAGCAGCACCAGCAGCAGCAGCAGCAACAACAACAACAACAACAACAACAGCAGCAGCAGCAGCCCAUCUCCCCCCUUCAGAGCAUCCCACUGGACUUCAACACGAGCCAACACAACAACAUGGCGACUCUCUUCAACGACCCCUUCAUGGAGCCUCAGUACUCCAACCGCCAGACCAAGAGCCUCCCCUACCAGGCACAGUUGGACCAGUUCACUCUGCUGGAGAACGCCAUGAGCACCACAGUGGGGGGUUCGUGCUUUGACCCCUCCUCCUCCCUGCUCUACUACUCACAGGCCACCCUCUCGGGGCUGGGCGGUAGCCACGGCAACCUGCAGGACCAGAUGCACAUGAGGUCCAACAUGUUGUACUCCAACUGCAGCGGAGGACUGCCCAACAUCAUACUCACAGAUGACUCCAACCCCAGUCUGUCAAAGGACAUCAGCAGCGCGCUCUCCACGGUGCCGGAGUGCUUUGACUCGGAGGGAGGCUUCCCGUUGGAGGACGAGCUGCGCAUCGAGCCCCUGAGCCUGGAUGGUCUGAGCAUGCUCAGUGACCCCGACAUGGUGCUGCCGGACCCGUCUGUGGAGGACACUUUCCGCAGUGACAGACUCUGAGCACGGAGAGCGUCACAGGUUCGGAGACAGAGAACGCACAGAUGGAUUUGCGGUGUAUAGCGUGUACAAAUCUGAAUAUGCAUGCAAACAAUCUCUAUAGGGCCACUGUGCAUGCAACCACUGCCACUAAGACUCAUUAAAUGUGAACGACACCAGUCAUGCACACACGCUUUUUACAGAGGAGGACUCGUGAACAGUUUACACCUGCUUCAUGCAAAGUUACCGUCGCACACGCUCGAGCUUGUCUACAUUAUUCUAAACGAGGUGAAUCCAUGCAGUUUUUAAUGGCAGCAGCUCUGAGAGUGUGCUGUCCUCCUGCCGCCUCGAACCAAAAAGACUCGGACACGUGAGACAAUCCCACUUCUCUCUCUCUCGCUGUCUCUCUCUCUCUCUCUCAUCACCAAGCUCAAAGCCCCCCUGAAGCCAUGGCAACCCCCGUCGCCAUGGUUACACGUCAUAGCAACCCCAUCGCCGCGCUGAAGAGCAGCAGGAAUGCCAACACACGCAUUUACUUUCUUUACAGCUCCAGUAAACGAGGGAAACGGGAGCUGAAACAUCUGCCGUGUCAUGGACACUUCAGGCUCUGGAACAAUUGUGGUAGAAAUGAAGACUAGAGAGAUUAGAGCUUUUUUUUUCUUUUUAAUUGUUUAUUUCUUUAUCAGAUUAUUUUUUGAGAUGUUUGCCACAGAUCUAUAAAUAUAAAUAUAUAUACAUAUAUAUACACAUAUAUAUAUAUACAUAUAUAUAAAAAGCCUCAAUUUCAGUCUGAUUAGAAUGUAUUUUCAAACUCGAAAACAAAAAGGGCAAACUGUUUACAAAGAUGAGAUUUUAAUAAGUAAAUAUUACUUAAAGAGUAUUUUGAAUUUCUAAUCAAGAGAUACACUUCGAAGAUGUAUUGAAUAUAUUUUCCUUGCGAUUUGAUUCUCUCCUCCUCCUCGGACACAGAUGAGUCGGCUAUGGUUUCCUCUGGCAGAACUUUGACAGCACUGGGACGGCGUCAAAAACCCACUUUAUAAAAAAAGAAAAAACUCAAAAUGUUCUUGUUUUUUGACUUGUUUGUACAUUCACUGCGUAUGUUUAUUUUACAUUUUGUACUGACUUGUAAUGCCGCUUUUACUGUACUUUAAAUCUCGUUGUGAUUAAGGGCAUGCGCUGUGCUACUGUGGAUCGAUUACGCCCCCAAAUAUCUGUUUGCAUCUGGCUUCCUGUCCUCCUGCAGUGACCCCGCCCCCCGCUGUGACUCACUCAGAGAGCAGACUAUAGACACGUGGACAUCGGACAUCAUGUAACAUUGCACUUAAAACUCUUUUGCACUAAUUGGUUCACAGUGUGUAGAUUUUUGCACCUGGUAAGAUGUUGUUUUUUUUUGCCUGAAACCCAAAGAAGUUUAAUGAAGCCAUGUGAGACUUUGUGUCACUGCACAUACAAACAUUUCAAAACACCCGCAAGAAGUGUUUAAUUUUGAUAUGAUGUGACAAAAUUUUUUAUUUCUAGGCUUUGAUUAUAUAGUCCUAUAGUUAUAUGUCUUUGUAAAGAGCUCUUAUUAGCAGUUGAUUAUGUAAUAACUCGGCCAUUAAGGGCAUUGAGUGCCCCCUAGUGUCUGUUUUAUGUUUCUGAGAAGAAUUUGGAGCAAAUUUUGCCUCUUUCAGCUAUGCAACUUCUUUUUUCAAUUCAGUGAGACCUGUUGAACAGGUGCAACUUGUACAUUAUGCAGUGUAAACGUGGCUUGCAGGUUGAUUUCAUGUGCACAAUGUGGGGGAUCAAAUUAGCUAGAAAAUCACAAUAUUACAUGUGUCCAGUGUCCACAGUGCGUUGACUCUGUCAGAAAGAACAAGAUGGUCUCAAGAAACUUUUGGACUGCAGGUGCACGGCACUGUUUGUUCGUGUUUAUUUCUUAUUUUUCCUUCUCAGUCAGAGGGAGUCGUACCUGCACUGUGUGAAAGAGAUUCAGUGUGAUUAUUUGUCAAAUGAAGAGGGGUCGUUAGGGUUGAUUUCAAAGAGUUUAUAUUGAAUACUUUACCUGCUCUCUUGUCGGCUCUUUAAAUAAGACAGUGGGUUAGCGAUGGAGCCACUUUGCAGUUUAGUCCUCCUGUCGUUGAUGAUGUCUCCUCUGUCCCAGCCCGGCCCCUGCUGUCUAAACGCCUGCCUUCUGCUGCCUUACUUUGUUGUAUUUUGACUUUUCAUAUUCCAGCAGUAACCUGUAUCAGCUAGUAAUAACCUCCCUUUAGCUUUAGCUCUGUUUGGUACUAACUGCCCAUUCUGUCUCUUAGUCUCACUGUUUCACUCGUUUUAUUUUUUGGUGUCUUACUUUUUUUAGUUGCAUAUUAAAAAAAAAUGUACAGUUCUGUUAUUUAAAUAAUGUUUUGUCCACUAGUGUUACUACUUUUUUUUUGUAAUGUCAUUUGAGUUUGUUUCCCCCCCAAGAUAUAAAAUGUUAUUGGUUUGUAACAUAUGUUAUAGUGCUUAUCUUUCUGAUUUAAUAUAAACAAUAAAACUCUAUACUGUG